Molecule: messenger RNA, 5839 nt
Organism: Diorhabda sublineata
Lineage: Eukaryota; Metazoa; Arthropoda; Insecta; Coleoptera; Chrysomelidae
Gene: Pkc53E
Product: protein kinase C, brain isozyme
Exons: 14
Coding region: 267-2267 (666 amino acids)
Biological process (GO): protein phosphorylation
Molecular function (GO): diacylglycerol-dependent serine/threonine kinase activity; zinc ion binding; ATP binding
Source: RefSeq, a predicted model, not a curated record
UCGUACGAUCUCAGCUGGGAGGCGGGGCAGGUCCGGUUCUACGUAGAGUUCGCAUCGUCUCGCUCUAGCACGUGGAAUAGCGGCAAACAAUACGACCGACAACGUACGCGUUCCACUAAAAAGUGCCAGUUCUGAGUCAACUGUUGCACCACGUUAUACGGUGAAACCUGUCCGUCAUCUGGCAGGUCGAUUGCUCUCAACCUGUGAUCUCUCUUCUAGCAUUUCAUGACGUUAUUUACAAAUUAGAAAAUUGAUACGAAGUUAUAAUGGCGGAGGACGACGUUAACGAUGAUAGUAACGAUAUCAAUACGAAAUUCGGGUUGAAAUUACGCGGAAGGAAAGGCGCUUUAAAAAAAAAGAAUAUUUACAAAAUCAAAGAUCAUAAUUUUAUACCGAGGUUCUUUAAACAACCGACGUUCUGUUCGCAUUGCAAGGACUUUAUAUGGGGUUUUGGAAAACAAGGGUAUCAGUGCCAAGUGUGUAGUUUCGUCGUCCACAAAAGGUGUCACGAGUAUGUCUCAUUUACGUGUCCUGGAGUCGAUAAAGGCGCAGACUCAGAUGACACAAGAACUAAACAUAAUUUUAAAGUGCAUACAUAUUCAUCUCCUACAUUUUGUGAUCAUUGCGGGUCUCUCUUAUAUGGUGUUUUACAUCAAGGAAUGAAAUGCUCAGCUUGUGAUAUGAACGUUCACAAACGAUGUGAAGAAAGUGUUCCUAAUUUAUGUGGUUGUGAUCAUACUGAACGAAGAGGAAGGAUUCAGUUGAAAAUUAAUUGUACUGGAAGCAAACUCACAGUCCAAGUAAUGCAAGGUAAGAAUCUGAUUCCAAUGGACCCGAACGGUUUGAGCGACCCUUACGUCAAACUAAAGCUCAUACCAGACUCAGAUAACGUCAAAAAGAAAACUAAGACAAUCAAAUCUAACCUCAAUCCUGUUUGGAACGAAACCAUAACAUUUGAACUUAAACCCGAAGAUAAAGACAGGCGAUUGUUGAUUGAAGUUUGGGAUUGGGAUAGAACGUCCCGUAACGACUUUAUGGGAUCGUUGUCGUUCGGGAUAUCGGAAAUUUUGAAAUCCCCAGCCGACGGUUGGUUCAAAUUACUCACACAAGAAGAGGGGGAGUUUUACAACGUCCCAGUUCCGGAAGAGGGUAUCGAUAUGGUGCAAAUUAAAAAUCAACAAAGGACGACUUCUAUCACCAAAAGACCUACGAUGAUGGUGGAUAAAGACGUACCCCAUAAUAUGGGGAAGAAAGAUAUAAUAAGAGCUAGCGAUUUUAAUUUCCUCAUGGUUUUAGGUAAAGGAUCGUUCGGAAAGGUUAUGUUGGCCGAAAGGAAAGGCACCGACGAGUUGUAUGCGAUAAAGAUCCUUAAAAAAGAUAUAAUCAUCCAGGACGAUGACGUUGAAUGUACCAUGGUGGAAAAACGCGUAUUGGCACUUUCCAGUAAACCACCUUUCCUCGUACAACUCCAUUCUUGUUUCCAAACGAUGGAUCGUUUAUAUUUCGUUAUGGAAUACGUGAAUGGAGGCGAUUUAAUGUUCCAGAUACAACAGUGUGGAAAAUUCAAAGAACCAGUCGCUGUGUUUUACUCGGCAGAAAUAGCGAUCGGUUUGUUUUUCCUUCAUUCUCGCGGUAUAAUCUACAGAGAUUUGAAAUUGGAUAACGUGCUUCUGGAUCAAGAUGGGCAUAUCAAAAUCGCCGAUUUUGGUAUGUGCAAAGAGGGUAUAACGGGAGAACGUACCACUAAAACUUUUUGUGGAACACCGGAUUACAUCGCACCAGAGAUAAUCUUGUAUCAACCCUAUGGUAAAUCAGUGGAUUGGUGGGCUUAUGGUGUUCUUUUAUACGAAAUGCUCAUCGGUCAACCACCGUUCGACGGUGAGGACGAAGAAGAAUUAUUUGCCGCCAUAACGGACCACAACGUCAGUUAUCCCAAAGGUUUAUCCAAAGAAGCUAAGGACGUAUGCAAAGGCUUUUUGACAAAAUAUCCUAACAAACGAUUGGGAUGCGGUCCAAGGGGAGAAGAGGACGUAAGGUCUCACCCGUUUUUCAGGCGAAUUGACUGGGAUAAAAUUGAAAAUCGGGAAGUGCAACCACCUUUUAAACCAAAAAUAAAACAUCGUAAAGAUGUCAGCAACUUCGACAAACAGUUUACAUCAGAAAAAACCGACUUGACACCUACCGACAAAUUAUUCAUGAUGAAUUUAGAUCAAACCGAAUUCACAGGUUUUUCAUUUCUGAAUCCGGAAUUUGUCCAGCACGUUUAAACCGAAGAUUUUUCUCAUUGAUACAAAUUUAUAUGUAAUUCGGUCAUUUUUCAUCAAUUGAAAAAUCCGGGUUGAAAAAAAUUGAGAAGAUACGACAUAUCUUUGGAAAGAAAAAUAAUUUUAAGAAAGUGAAUAAUUUAGAAAUUGUAGUGUUUAGCUGCAGAUUGAUUAAUUUCAGUCCUGAUCGACAUAACUUAUCCCAACAAUAAACCAAAAUGCUAAUCCUGGUUCCUCUUCCGGUUCUAUCAGCUGUUUUAUUAAAAAUAAACUCCUCAGAACUGAAAUUCAGAUAUCUGAAGCAUCUUUCAGUGUCCCCACUGACUUAUGUGCCAAGCUUGUCGCUAUGCUAAGCCAAAAAAAAAACAUUCCAAUACUUUCGUUGUGUUCUUCAAGUCCGUUUCAUUUACACCCGAUUAUAUAUUUGUGAUGAUUUCUUCUAACGUUUUGGAGUAUAUUGGAAAUGGUCGGGUGUAUGGAAAACUGAUUUUCUUUGUUCAAUAAUCGUUUAGAAAAAGCAAUAAUAACAUUCCUUAGAAUUAGAUUUUUCGCGAAGAAAUGAAACAACCAACCUCAGAAAUUUUAGUUACAAUUCCAAUUAAGGAUGACAAUAAUUUUCGAAAAAUAUUUGUUUUUUUUUAUCAUGUUUUCCGACUCAAUGCAAAGAUCAUCAUCAAGGAUUUUCCGCAAAUACCCGCAAAUAAUUUCAAAUCUGGUAUUUGUAUAUGGUGCAUCAGAAGUAUGCACGUAAUCUUUAGGGAUUUGUCACAAUAUCCACGCAAUGAUUUCAAAUCUAGCAGUUGCGAGUAUCCCUAUAUACCUGGUGCACCAAAAUUAUGAAACGUGUUAAAAAAUUUUUCAGAGAAUGCCUCUAUAUUUUGACAUACAAAGACAUCCCCCGGGUACCUAGUGAAGCGGAACUUGGACGUAAUUUGAAGGAGUUUAUCCAAAAAAUUUCGAUUCUGGCUUCGACAGUAUCUGGUGCGUUGGAACCUGGACGUCAUCUACGAACGGUUUCCUCCAUAGUUUACUAAAACGAAUCUCGAUUUCGUUAUUGGUGGUACCUGGUGAAUCGGAAUUUGGAAGUCGUUUGCGAUAGUUUUUCGUCAGAUUUGUUACAAACAAGUCUAUAUUUUGUACUACCAAUGCUAUUUCUGGCAUCGCUGUACGUGGAGCACUGGUACCUGUACAUAUUCUUCGAUAAUUUUCCUUUAACAUUCGCGCAAUCGAACCGAGAAUUGUACCGGGGAAUUUUCAGAAAAAUCUUAUCGAUUACGGCAUAGCGGCUGACCUAGUGCACCGAAAUCUGGACAUCAUCUCCAAGAGUUAUCCUGCACAGUUAUGUCGAAAUGAAAGAAAAACCUAUAUCGUAAGGAUUAUUUUGCCGGCAUUUUAGAUUCUAGUAUGAGCGGUACCUGGUGCACCGGAACUUGGACUUCAUCUCCAGGAGUUUUUCCUCAGAAUUUUAUGCCGCCCUUGUCGAUUUGUAUAUCGACAGUACCUAGUGCACUGAAACUUGGAAAUCAUCUCCAAUAGUUAAUUUUGCACAACUGCCUCAAACGAACGAAAAAUUUUAUACCGGGAGGAUUUAUGUACUAUUCUUUUGGAAUCGAGCAUCAGUGGUACAUGAUGCUCCAGAACUUGUAAGUCACCUCAGGGAGUUUUAUUGCAAAAUGUGUUAAAACGAACAAAAAAUAUUAUAAAGGGGAUAUUAGGUACAGCCUUAGUCGAUUCUACCAUCAACGCUACCUAGUGCUCCAGAACCUGGACGUUAUCUCCUGUAGUUUUAUUGCAAAAUUCUCCAAAACGAACAGAAAAUAUUUUAAAGGGUAUAUUAAGUACCGCCUUAGUUGAUUCUACCAUCAGCGCUACCUAGUGCACCGGAACCUGGACAUACUCCGAAAGUUUCUUUGCAAAAUUCUUCCAAAGAAUAGAAAAUAUUCUUAGGGAGAUAUUUUGUUUCGCCCUCGUUGAUUUUGGUACCGACAGUACCUGGUGCGCCUGAACCUGGACGUCAUCUUCAGGAGAUUUCCUUGGUAUUCAUCAGCAAUCCUGAGUCCCAUGUCGCCUAUUUGAUCGAAAAACAUGGUACGUUUCGGAAAUCCUCAAUUCCAUCCGAUUUGUUGAUAAAAUUUCAGAGGUUCCGUUUCUUUUUUUGCUUUAUUUCUAUACCUAUUUAGUCAUUGGCUGAAUUGCAUUAUAAAUUUGCUUGUGAUUCUAAGUACGCCAUUACUUCUAGUCGUUACAUCGAUAACGGUUGUCGAAUUACCUUUUUUUUUCGAACUUUGUAUAGUACAGUCCAAAAUAUAUCAUCUUAAUGUUGAUGGGAAGCUCUCUAUUUAUAUAACAUCAAUUACAUUUUUUUCUUUUAGUCUUUUCUUGAGUAUCAAUUGAUAAAUAACAUCCUGUACAUUUUUUAACGUUCGCAUGCAGUUAUAAUACAUAAUCAAGGAAUUUAUAUAUAAUAAAAUCAAUUCAAUUAUUUAUUAUUAUAUAAAAUAAUCUUUUACGUGUAUGAUUUAUUUAUUUCUGACGUUUUAUUUGAUAUAAUUAAUGCAAUUUAUAACAACGGAUCUUAACCAAAUUUUUACAAUAAAAUUGAAUAGUAUAAGCCAUUUAUUGACAUUCGAUGAUAAUAUCUGCCAAUCAAUAUCAUGAAAAUAAUUCAGUAAUCACUCAAACAAAAUGCUUGUAGUCACGUACAACUUACAAUUUGAUAUUUCUCCCCUUUAAAACCACCUAAAUUCACAGAAUUGCUUGUUGUUGCAAAUUCCAAGGGGUCCUUAUUCACGACUAACCGUUUCUCGUUGUCCUGCAUCAUUCUCGCACUAGGAGUCGAUGCUUUAGCUCUGUACUCGCCGGUUAGUCAUCUCAUACCCCUUUCCGAUUUAAAAACAACCGUAAAAUACCACAAAAGAUGAAGUUUUGAAUUGAAAAAAUGUUAUAAUUUUUGGACUACACUAUAAUUUUCCAAUUAUAUAAUAUGUAUAGAUAAAAAUGUAGAAGUACUGGCUUUCGUAUUACAAAUAUUAUCAUAAGCCUUUCUAUUUUGAAAAUGAUCGCACUUUAUAAUGUACGAUGAUGUAGUUGUUCACACGAAAAUAAUUAUAUUUCUUGCAGUUCUUCCAAAAUAAAAGACAAUUGUCUUAAAAGGUACGUUUAUAAAGAAAAAACAAGAACAAUUUUUAUCGAUUUCUUCAACAUUUAAUUAGUAAUCGAUUGAAAUAAUUUUAGGUUAUGUUAAAUGUUUUGUAUUCGAAGAUGAUUUUAUGAAUCUCAAAAUAAAAUGACAUUAGUAUUAUUAAAAAUAGUAAGACUGGUAUUAUUAUUUUUUUAAAAUCGUCUUUAAUAUUAACAACAUGCUUAUCUUUACUAUCUCUUCUAAAAUCUUCACACGAAAUCAAUAAAGGAAUCAGAACCCAUUCUAAGAAAAACUAGUGAAAUAAAUCGAUGCAAUCGAUAAAUGAUGCAAUAGUCGAGUAUGUAGGCGUCCGCCAUGUUAAAAAGAAAACAAUAUGAAAAUUCCUGACACUUUUUAUGAAUAGGGCUAAAAUCAGUGUAGUUGAAUGUAAAAU